Messenger RNA from Drosophila simulans, 514 nucleotides. RefSeq names its product male accessory gland serine protease inhibitor. Gene Ontology annotation, molecular function: serine-type endopeptidase inhibitor activity. NCBI's taxonomy places the organism in Eukaryota, Metazoa, Arthropoda, Insecta, Diptera, Drosophilidae. The record is from RefSeq and is a predicted model, not a curated record. The transcript has 2 exons. The coding region runs from base 237 to 500 and encodes 87 amino acids.
UCAACCGAGCAAACAGCACAUAAUAGCAACGCAUUUUCGAACUCAUAGUGCUCGCAUAAUAAUACAUACUUAAAAUGAAUAAAAUAAACAAAAAGCGAUACCCUAUCACUUAAAAGAAAACUGUAGACUUUUCAAAUUAGGCACACUUUAAGCCCGGUUAUUGCGAAUUAUAGAAUUAUAAAGACAUCUUCCACUAGAAAGUUCUUCAAUCUAAACCAAGUUUUACCGGGAAAAAGAUGUUUAUCAAUAUAUUGUAUUUAUUCAUUGCAUUAGCUGGUGUUAAUGCGGAAUCAGCAGAUGAAAUCUGUCAGCUUACGCCUGCGGCUAAUGGCUUUGGAAAAAUUAUGUCCUGCGCACACUACUCCAAUUGGUUUUCCUAUCACCCAGACCAAAACGAAUGCCUGGAGUUCUCAUACGGAGGCUGUGGUGGCAACGAAAAUAGGUUUCAAACUAAAGUAAUUUGCGAAGAUCUGUGCAAAAAUAAAGCUGAGCAACUUUGAAUAACGUCAUAAAA